AUGCCUCCUAUGGAUCCUUCGUUGGACGAAUAUGCUGAGGAUAGAGAGGACGAUAACGGCAUUGCGAUUGGCCAAACCAUCUUUACGAUGGGUGACAAAAGGAAUAACGAUGUAUGGGAUGAUACCGAGUUGAUUGAAUGUUGGGAUCAAGCCAUGCGUGAAUACAGAGAGUAUCACAGCCAAGCAGCGAACGAGACCCCACCUUUUGGCUCUCAGUCCAAAUCACAGACUAAGAAACCGCAUUUGGAAAAUGCAAAGCGACGCGCGAAUAGUGAACAGUCUGCUUCGGUUUCGAAAAAGAGCAAGCGAUCGAACAAAAGCAAGGCUUCUGUUAUUCAUUCCUCCGACCCACUGUUGCAGGAAGCUGACGAUCAAACCGCUGACUAUGCCGACCCCUCGAGUGCCUCUUAUCUGACGUACGAUCACAGUUAUCCCUCAAACGCCGCGCCAGUUCCUCCUCCACCCAACCCUCCUCCGUCAUUCCCUUCAUCAUCCUCGCAUGCCAAUCCUAUGCAAACGGAUAUUAUACAGGAUAUUAUCAAGCAAUGCAACGCCGAUCAUGAAUAUGAUACCGUUGGUCUGUUCCAUUCACUGAAAAACAACCGUGUUUUAUUAACCAAGAUGUCCAAUUCUCGGCAAAUGGAUAUUAUUCUCUUCAAAUGUUGCCGUUCAUACAAGCAAUACAACAAAUUUUGA
Molecule: messenger RNA, 696 nt
Organism: Radiomyces spectabilis
Lineage: Eukaryota; Fungi; Mucoromycota; Mucoromycetes; Mucorales; Radiomycetaceae
Exons: 8
Coding region: 1-696 (231 amino acids)
Source: RefSeq, a predicted model, not a curated record